CGGGCUGUUUCGCGCGCCGUGACGUGAGUGGUGAUUGGUGAGUCUUCAAUGCGAAUGAAAUUCCUAACAUAUGCUUCGAUUUCCCAAUGUUACCGUUUAUAAACCUUCUACUUAUUUUUUCAAUUUUUUCUUUUAUUUUUAUUGGGAUUAUGUUGUAUAUCAAAUCGGCUAUGAACUUUGGAUAACCACUGGCUUUGAUGCGAUGAUAAAUAAUUCAUCGAUUAGCGUGUUGCUCAUUUCAUCUUUCGUUUUGAUUUUCUCGUUCCAUGUUUUAGUUAGUUUUGUAGAGUUGUUAAAAUGUAGCGUUAUAUAUAUAUUUUUUGUUUUCUACAUAUUUUUCUUAGGUUGUUAAAAUGAGGUUUCAUAGAACAGAUGCGCAAUCAAUUUUGUCACAAAUUAAGCGCCAAGAGAAACAGAUUAAACUUAAGAGGAGGUGGUUAUUGGGAAUUCCUCCUUCAAAAUCUGAGAGGAAGAAGUUGAACAAAAUUUUUAAUAAUAGGUAUUUAUCUGAGUCAUUAAUAAGGGAAGAUGAUAUGUUUUAUGAGUCAAUAAGAACUCAUGUUGAAGAUGCUUUUGGAGCACAUUGUAUUGAACGAGAGAAUCAUGUCCCUCAGGAUGAUGAUACGCAUUUGAUGCAAAUGCCGAACAUGAAAAGGUUGAUAUCAUCAUGCCUCGAUAAUUUGACUACCAAGGGUCUCUACCUUCUUGCAAUGAUUGUUACUGGUGGUUCAGCCAAGUCUGAAAUAACUCGUUGCAAGUUGAAAAAGAUUAUAAAGGGUUCGCUUUCAAGUGUUGUGGGUAGCAAAAGCCAUAAUCAUCAUAAACUGGAAAUUCAUAAACAGAUAUUUUUACUUCUCAUCAAUCCACAGCAUUUCCGUGAUAUGGGUGAGACUUUGCCUGUGUUAAGAUCCCAAUCUUAUCAUGCUGCCAUCGCAAAUAUCUUGCGUGGACUUCAAAACUUGCCAUCUCAGACCUUGAUUGCAAUGCGUAGAAAACUUAAAGGAGUGAAAGCACCAAUACCUCACUUACAACCCCACAAACAUGGAUGGGCACGAGACCAUCUAAUCAAGCUAGUGAAGAAAAUCAGUAGGGAGAUGCUUUCACAUCUCGAUAGAGAAAAUGAGCCACAAGAGCCACUAGCCAAAGCCAUGGCAAUAGCAGACUUAUCACUAAAACUGACAACUGGUUGUCAUAAUAUAUUUUCAAAAGAAUUUUAUCAAUUUUCCCCUGAAGUAAAGUCCUUGCAAAGUGAUAUUAUGAAUGCUAUAUGGUCUAUUAAGAAAGUAGUAACAGUGCAAGAGCUUAGAAAAUUACAGCUUCUCAUAGAGCCAAAGGCUGUAAUAUCAAAUAGAUGCUUACGGACAGCAUUUGUGAGUUUUUUGACCGAGUUUCUUUUUGAGUGCGGUGACAUGGAUCACAUUCCUAAGUCUCUAUCACAGAUCCUAGAUGCUAUUAAUAAGAGUUCUAAUAGCAUCAUGGAUGAUGUAUUAUUCAAGAAGAAGACUAUUGAAGAAGAAGCUGACUGCAUACUAAACAUGAGUGCUUCAACAAAGCAAAUUGUUUUGGAUUUGUUGCCAGAUGAUCAAUUUGAUCAAGACUUUACUGAUGCUUAUAUGGAGCAAUUGGAAGAAAGUGAUGACAGUGGCAGUGAUGAGGAUGAGGAUGGUAGUCAAUCUCCGGAGGAUAUACAAUUCAGAAAGUAUGAAGCAGAAAGUAUUGGGGAUUUUGUGCCAUUUAAGUUCCAUCCAUCUACCAUUGCUGAGGAAAAUGUUUCAUCCUUCCAACAUACGACUAGUGAUAGGUUGAAUAGUGAUUCUGAACAGCUUCAACCUAAUAACUGUGGUACAGUAAAUUUGGAAUCCGAAGUUCACAACACUCCACGUAGCAUGAUUACUGACCAAUGCCAAGGAGAAAGCACGGAGCAAUUUUGUACAUUUAUGGCUGGCCAAAACAAUACCAAGUACAGUGCCUGCAAGAACCAAUACAUCACUACACAGGACGCAUGUGAUAAGACCAGUAUGCUUGCAUACAAUGUCAUAGGUCAUGUGUUGGAAGAGUUUGCCAAAAUUGAAGGCCUAGAUUUAAACUUGAGCAAAAGUUUAUACCUUAGUGGUGAUAAUCGAGUCAAAGAUGUGGAAGAUACAAAAGAACAAUCAUCAUCAGGGAAGCAUGCAAGAGCUUUUGUUCAAGUAAUUGAAGAGCUGAUUCCUUCCUUUCCAGAUAGUAGCAUGGAAAGAUUGAAGAUGUUGAUGGGCUUGUGAUGAUGGAACUCAGGCUUCAGGUUCGAACAGAAGAAAAUAUUUUGAAAUGGUUUUGCAUAUUAGGAUUAAGUUUACCCAAUUCUGAGUUUGAUAGCAAGAGCUUGGUCCACUUUCCUUGGAAGAAUUUAUUAAAUAUCAGUCUCAAUCAAUUCUUUGCUAUAUAACAGAUAUCGUCAUUGUAGAAGUCGAGAAAUGGGAAAAAAAAACCAAUAUGCUAUUGAGAAAAUGUUUCAACUUACAUAUAUCCUUUGUUUACUUACGAAUGCUGAAGUUGGCAGUGCAGUUAGCUCAAGAGCAGCAACACCUAUUUUCAACGGUGUUUGACCAACAAUAAUGUAAUAAUAAUUUUUUUUUCUUUUUUUUUGUGGGAGUACCGUGGAGAAGCAGGAAUUUGUAGUAUUUUCCUCUGCCAGCAAAUUUUGAAAGAAAAUGAUUUUUGUUUAUUUACCAUUUCAUCAUUGUUUUUUUCCAAGGACUGUCUUUUCACCCUCGGUAGUCUUUUUUCCCUUCAACUUUGUUUGAUCUUAAUCAUAGGUUUUGCUAGCCACCAUGUAUUUUUGGUCCUACCUGAUAUGCCUGUAAGAUAUAAUUCUCUUCACACUUGCUUUUUUCUUUCAUAUUGUUGUUUUGAAGGGUGGCUGCCUUUACGGCGCACAACUUGAGCUUGUGUAGUGGUGCAGCAAGAAUAUACCCUAUUAUUACAGGUUUAUUAUAUUUAUGUUCACUCCUUUUUAUUACUAGCUAAUCUCCCAAAAAUAUAUAAUUACAAAGUAGUCCUACAAUCCCCAAACUACAGCAUUCUCUAUCAAAAGAGGAGCACAAGUGAAGUACCAAUCCAUAAACGUGGCAAUUUCUCAUUUUCAUCUUCCAUCCAAGUAGCUCAUCGUAGCAUAUUGCCGAAGCAUCUUGUACCUUUUAAGAAACCUUGGACAUGACAACGCAGAUGAUUUAUUUUUUUUCCAUUCAAUUGUUUUUCCCACCGUAAGCUACUAGAACAAGUGGUAAGAAGAUUGAGUAGUUUAAGUGAAGUCUUUGCUAUUGGUUUAUCCGAACAACAACAAAAUGGAUUUGUACCCAGAAAAGGAACAGCACGUGCAAGUAGCACUUGAAAUUCAAAAUAAUACAUCUAUAGAAUCAGCAUCCAACGCGAGUCAGAGUAAAUGCUAGAAAGGUACAUGUAUUGCUAGUUUGUUUCUUACAAGAACACGCCAUUUACAGUAAAACAAACCAAUCUUAGCAAAACAUGCUGAACUUAAGUUCCAGCCUAUGCAUGACUUUCGCAGCUUCAGUAGCUUCAUUUGGAUUGCCAAAGCUGCUUCCCAAUUCCUUUUAUCACAUUUGGACUCACUCUAUAAGCAAAACAAAUCCACAUCAUUUGUUGGCGUCAUUUUCCCACACCCUAUCCCAAGAACCACUUGGAGCAGCUUUUGUUCCUUGAAUAUAGUCCUCAUUGUGUGGUGCAGGUAGUGGAAGUCCAUUUGGAUUUGGUGGGUGGUUAAUCUUCUUGGGCUUGGUUCUAAUUCCAAGCAACCGUAACACAAAUCUAGCUAGCUCUCCAUACAAUAAACCAGAGCGAUCAAAAAGCUGCCAAGAGAUCAAGUAACCACUUAUUAUUAAAAUAAUAUCCAUACUACUUGAAGGAGGGGAGGAGGGGAAUGGGCUAUCAGAUUUAGCAACAUUGCUCCGUGCAAAGAGAGAAAAAAAUAAAAAAUAGAAUGGCUAACCGCAAUAUAGAUUGAAGAAGAGUAACAUUUAUAUUCCUCCCUUGAGAAAUACUUGUGUUUCUUUUUU
Molecule: messenger RNA, 4052 nt
Organism: Abrus precatorius (Indian licorice)
Lineage: Eukaryota; Viridiplantae; Streptophyta; Magnoliopsida; Fabales; Fabaceae
Exons: 6
Coding region: 354-2261 (635 amino acids)
Source: RefSeq, a predicted model, not a curated record